Messenger RNA from Corylus avellana, 2669 nucleotides. RefSeq names its product P-loop containing nucleoside triphosphate hydrolases superfamily protein. The record is from RefSeq and is a predicted model, not a curated record. Gene Ontology annotation, molecular function: nucleic acid binding; RNA helicase activity; ATP binding. Lineage: Eukaryota; Viridiplantae; Streptophyta; Magnoliopsida; Fagales; Betulaceae.
UCAAAAAUGAACCGACCCGUCCAACAGCCCUCGUUCGCAUUCCCUAGUCCUCAAGUCGGCCUCCGUCGUAGCACAGUGCGGUGACCUAAUACUCUAACAGACGCCCUCGAGUAAAACCUCCCAAACCAAUCCAACACCUCCAAUCCCAACCCAACCAUGUCGAAGCGGAAGUUCGGCUUCGAAGGCUUCGGCAUCAACCGCCAAGCCACCUACAACUUCGAGCGCUCUCAACCCCCUCAGCGGCUCUUCGCCCCUCCCCACGACAACUACGAGGACACCGACGUUGACAAUAUCGAUUUCGAUGACAACGAGGAAGCGACCGCCAAGGACGACCGAAAUGACGAGAUUGACCCUCUCGACGCGUUCAUGGAGGGCAUCCAGGAGGAGAUGCGAUCCGCGCCGGCGCCGAAGGCGAAGGAGAAGGCGGAGAGGUUAGACGACGACGACGACGAUCCUAUGGAGACCUUCCUCCGGGCGAAGAAGGACCUUGGGUUGACGCUGGCAUCCGAGGCCCUCCGCGCAGGGUACGAUUCCGACGAGGAGGUCUACGCCGCGGCGAAGGCGGUUGACGCCGGCUUGUUGGAGUACGACUCCGACGACAACCCGGUGGUGCUCGACAAGAAGCGGAUCGAGCCGAUUCCGGCUCUGGACCACAGCGAGGUCGACUACGAGCCUUUCAAUAAGGAUUUCUACGAGGAGAAGGAUUCGAUUUCUGGGAUGAGUGAGCAGGAUGUUGAUGAGUACCGGAAGAGCUUGGCUAUUCGUGUAUCAGGAUUUGAUGUUCCAAGGCCAAUUAAGACAUUUGAAGACUCUGGUUUUUCUCUGCAACUCAUGAAUGCUAUAAAGAAACAAGGGUAUGAAAAGCCUACAUCGAUACAGUGCCAGGCUUUUCCGAUUGUGCUAUCUGGGAGAGAUGCCAUUGGUAUAGCAAAGACGGGUUCUGGUAAAACUGCCGCUUUUGUGCUUCCCAUGAUUGUCCAUAUUAUGGAUCAGCCUGAGCUUGCGAAAGAAGAGGGUCCUAUAGGAGUGAUAUGUGCACCUACUAGAGAGUUAGCACACCAAAUAUACUUAGAGGCCAAGAAAUUUGCAAAGUCACAUGGGAUACGUGUCUCUGCUGUCUAUGGUGGCAUGUCGAAACUUGAGCAGUUCAAAGAACUUAAGGCUGGAUGUGAGAUAGUGGUUGCUACUCCUGGGAGAUUGAUUGACAUGAUAAAGAUGAAGGCACUGACGAUGUUAAGAGCCACUUACUUGGUACUUGAUGAGGCUGAUCGGAUGUUUGACCUUGGAUUUGAACCGCAAAUUAGGUCUAUUGUUGGUCAGAUUAGGCCAGACCGCCAGACUUUAUUAUUUUCUGCGACAAUGCCCCGUAAAGUUGAGAAGUUAGCUAGGGAAAUCCUUACUGAUCCUGUAAGAAUUACAGUAGGGGAGGUGGGAAUGGCCAAUGAGGAUAUUACUCAGGUGGUUCAUGUAAUUCCUUCGGAUACGGAGAAGUUGCUUUGGCUUCUUGAACAGCUACCUGGAAUGAUUGACAAUGGAGAUGUUUUAGUGUUUGCUUCAAAAAAAGCCGCAGUGGAUGAGAUUGAAUCACAGCUGGCUCAAAAAGGUUUUAAAGUUGCAGCUCUUCAUGGUGACAAGGACCAGGCUUCUCGUAUGGAAACUUUGCAAAAAUUUAAAUCUGGCAUCUACCACGUUCUUGUUGCAACUGAUGUUGCUGCUCGUGGUCUUGACAUCAAAUCAAUUAAAUCAGUUGUGAACUUUGAUAUUGCAAGAGACAUGGACAUGCAUGUCCAUCGUAUUGGUAGAACAGGUCGUGCUGGUGACAAAGAUGGGACUGCAUACACUCUAAUUACUCAUAAAGAGGCACGGUUUGCUGGUGAAUUGGUUAAUAGUUUGGUUGCUGCUGGUCAGAAUGUUUCGGUGGAACUGAUGGAUCUUGCUAUGAAGGAUGGGAGAUUCAGGUCCAAACGUGAUGCAAGAAAAGGAGGAGGAGGGAAAAAGGGUAGAGCAAAGGGUGGUGCUAGCGGUCGAGGUGUUCGUGGUGUUGAUUAUGGCUUGGGCAUUGGCUAUAGUGCAGAAUCCACUAAUACUACAUCCAGCCCUGUUCCAAGUCGAUCUGCAGCUGUUAAUUCACUCAAGACAGGAAUGAUGGCACAAUUUAAGAAUAAUUUUGUUGCUGCUUCAUCAAACCCUCAGAAUCAGAAUCAGGGUAUGAGCAACAGUUCAAGUGCUUAUGCCAACAAGAGACCAGCACUAGCAGGCUUUGUAUCUGGUGGUUCAAUUGGUGGAGAUAUAUAUAAAACACAACCAACCAGUUCAUUCCCCCCUGCUAUGUCAGGUGUAAACACCCCCAGCUCUGGAGAAAAUGCAAGCCAAAAGAACACAGAAAGUUCGAGAGAUAGACCUAGAGAAAGGCGGAGGCCCUCCGGUUGGGAUCGGUAAUUUGUACAAUUCAAUCACACUACUCUCACAUGACUGAGAACUCUUUAUCUUUUAGGAUAAGCUUGAAGUUAUAUUCUGUAAUUGUACCUAUGCUUGAAAGCUCCUUUGUUUUUUUUUGUUCUUUUCUUUUUUUCUUUUUAGUUCCUGCUUCUGUAUGAUUCUAGUCUUCAGUUCAUAUAAGUAAAAUUUUUGCAGCAUAUGAGUUCAAUAUAAAUUUUUUUUGUUGCCUA